UUUGAUUACUUGACACGAGAUAGCUCAAUACUGGGACCACACCACCUGGAUGAGUUCGUUCGUGUUUGGGCCGAUUACGAUCCUGCUGCCACGGGGCGCAUCCAUUACACAGAUAUGUAUGAGAUGCUACGCAAUAUUGCACCGCCUGUUGGAUUCGGUCGAAAAUGCCCUUACCGCCUGGCCUAUAAACACCUAAUUCGAAUGAAUAUGCCGGUAGCUGAAGACGGUACUGUACAUUUCACCACAACUCUGUUCGCAUUGAUACGGGAAUCGCUCAGCAUCAAGAUGAGACCUGGUACCAUUUCGUGUACUUAUAUCAGCCACGUGACCAAAGCCCUUACUCCACUGUUUCAUAUUUUUUGA
Molecule: messenger RNA, 363 nt
Organism: Gongylonema pulchrum
Lineage: Eukaryota; Metazoa; Nematoda; Chromadorea; Rhabditida; Gongylonematidae
Source: the annotation of a GenBank genome assembly